Messenger RNA from Poecilia reticulata (guppy), 2445 nucleotides. It is a transcript of the gene spartb, whose product is annotated as spartin b. Gene Ontology annotation, cellular component: plasma membrane. Gene Ontology annotation, biological process: cell division; negative regulation of BMP signaling pathway. The record is from RefSeq and is a predicted model, not a curated record. Lineage: Eukaryota; Metazoa; Chordata; Actinopteri; Cyprinodontiformes; Poeciliidae.
CGAAGGGUCAUGGGUACGUGUUGCGACAUCAAAAUACAGCUCUUUACUGGUGGGAGUCGUCAAACAGCAGAAUCUACUUAACUUUAGCAAACAGGUGUGUCUGUCGAGCUAAUACUAUUCAGUACCUGAAAUAAAAGACAGAUAAGACGACGGCUAGUUGAGCUGUUCACAGAUACUUGACCCGCUAAGAGGGCAUGGAGAAGGCCAAACAAGAUGCAUUUGAUAAUGCCAGACUCCAAGUGAUCAAAGAUGGCUAUGAAAGAGGGUUUGAGUGCAUCAAUAAAGGACUGUCAGCAGAUGAAGCUGGGGAAAAGUCUGAGGCUCUGGAGUUCUACAAGCGAGGCCGACAGCAUCUCCUCAGGGGCAUCAGCGUGCCUUCUGGGGGCGAGGAGUGCGUUGGCAGCUCCUGGGAAUCGGCCCGGCGAAUGCAGCAGAAGAUGCAGGAGACGCUGAACAACAUCACCACACGCCUUGCCAUGCUGGAGACCAGUUCUGACCUCGAGUCUGCACCCACGCAGAGUGCUAGUGGUGGUGCACACGUGUCUUCUGGAGGUCUCUAUCCAAAGCUCGACACCAAAGCAAAGCCAGAAAGACCAGCCCCGCCAUGCCUCGCCACAGGAGCUGCAAGAGGCGAAGCUGCGAGCCAUACUGCGGUGGUUCCAGCUGAGCGACCCCCAGCUUACUCUCCUCAGGCUGCUGAUGGCCAUGUCUCCAUCUCUUAUGGCACAGAAUCAGGAGAGAUGUCAGUGGUCGGGGAUGAUUUCUAUAGUCGUACGUCUACUUCCUCCUCAUCUGCCCAGAGUGUGGGUGAGGACGGAGAAGAGCUGCUUUACAUCCCUAGUGGUGUUCAGAUAUUCUUUGUCACACCCGAGGGGCAAGUAAGCGCCCCAUCAUACCCCGGCUACCUGCGGCUGGUGAAGUUCACCAGUGAUCCCUCGGACAGGAUGCCCAGUCGACCACCAGCAUUUCUGCAGGUGUGUGACUGGCUCUACCCUCUCAUGUCUGUGAACUCUCCAGUGCUGGAGUGCAACACCGGAGUUUUUAUGUUUCCGGACAUGAUGGCGCCGGCACCGGGUUACUACGUCGGGGUCGUGUUGUCGUCCGAGCUCCCUGCAGCAGACCGAGCCUUGUUUAAGAACCUGCUCUCUCAGAUGACAGACCUCAGGGUUCAGGCCCCAGAUGAAGCUGCAGACUCUGUUAAUCUCAGUCAGAAGGUAUCCAUUGCUGCACCUGAGGAGAGGGAGAGACCACCUGCAGCUGAUGAGGCGGCGUCUGCAGAAACCGAGGAGGAGAAAUCUUUGCCUGAGUGGAGUGAAAAAGUGGCGAGUGGGAUCUUAACUGGUGCUUCCUGGUUAAGCUGGGGUUUGGUCAAAGGGGCUGAGUACACAGGCAAGGCUAUUCAGAAAGGGGCGUCUAAGCUCAGGGAACACAUCACUCCAGAGGACAAGCCCACCGAUGUGAGCCCCACCGUGACCAAAAGCCUCUACGUGGCCAAGCAAGCAACAGGAGGCGCUGUUAAAGUCAGCCAGUUUCUAGUGGACGGUGUGUGUACUGUGGCUAACUGUGUUGGUCGAGAGUUGGCUCCUCAUGUGAAAAAACACGGAGGCAAACUGAUCCCUGAGUCCAUGAAGAAGGACAAAGACGGGCGCUCAAACAUGGACGGAGCGAUGGUGGUGGCUGCCAGUGGAGUGCAAGGAUUUGCAACUGUUUGGAAUGGUUUGGAAGCAGCUGCUAAGGACAUCACCACAAAUGUUGCAGCAGAAACAGUCACCACCAUAAAACAUAAGUACGGCACAGCGGCGGGACAAGCCACGGACAACGCUGUAAAUUCUGCCAUUAAUGUCGGUAUUACUGCCUUCAACAUUGACAACCUGGGGAUCAAAGCUGUGGUUAAAAGAACUGGGAAGCAAACGGCACAGGCUAUUUUGGAAGACUACAAGCUUCAGGACAAACCACCAAACGGGAAGGAAGUGGAGAAACUCACCAAAUAGCUGUUGAUAUCCUGCCUCGUUUUCUCAACAAUGCCUUAAAACUUAUUUACUAAUCAGAAAGGUCUAUAUUUAAUACUCAUUAUUUAUAAGAACAUGCUCUAUAUUUGCUAGGUAGCUACUGUGAUGUGCAUACUCCGCACAUUGGUAAAGCUCUCAAGCACUUUAAACAUACAGCGGCUGGAUCAACAUCCAGAAAGUGGAAACCAAAACUUGAAGCACAUUGAUAUGCUCUCCAUAUUUAAAUUAAGGGCAAUAUUUUACAAAUGGGGUAAAUAUUUAAAAACCUUGAAUAUUUUUGUCCUAUCAGAUUAAAUUGGUCUAUAAGAAAAAUGUAUCGUUUAAUUUUGAUGAUCACAUAUAAUGGUUUUGUCAGUGAAGUUUAACAAUUUAUCUCUUAGUGUGCUUAUAAACAAUGUUAAGUCUAACAUGUUGGAUAAAUUGAAACUUUAAUGUU